GGAGCAAUGGCUAUGCAGAUGCAGUUCGAAGGAAAUGCAGAUACAUCAGCAGAGGAAGAGAGCUUUGGACCACAGCUCAUAUCUCGGUUAGAGCAAUGUGGUAUAAAUGCAAAUGAUGUGAAGAAAUUAGAAGAAGCUGGAUUUCACACAGUUGAGGCUGUUGCUUAUGCACCAAAGAAGGAGCUACUAAAUAUUAAAGGCAUCAGUGAAGCCAAAGCUGACAAAAUCUUGGCUGAAGCAGCUAAACUGGUUCCGAUGGGUUUCACCACAGCAACGGAGUUCCACCAGCGAAGGUCAGAGAUCAUCCAGAUCACCACUGGGUCCAAAGAACUUGAUAAACUUCUUCAAGGAGGAAUAGAAACAGGGUCCAUAACAGAGUUAUUUGGGGAGUUUCGUACCGGAAAAACACAGCUGUGUCAUACCCUGGCAGUAACCUGUCAACUUCCCAUUGACCGAGGUGGCGGUGAAGGAAAAGCUAUGUAUAUUGACACAGAAGGGACCUUCCGUCCAGAACGUCUUCUUGCUGUGGCUGAAAGGUAUGGCUUGUCUGGCAGCGAUGUCCUAGAUAACGUGGCCUAUGCUCGAGGUUUUAACACAGAUCAUCAGACCCAGCUCCUGUAUCAGGCGUCUGCUAUGAUGGCUGAAUCACGAUACGCGCUACUGAUAGUGGACAGUGCCACAGCCCUUUAUCGGACAGAUUACUCAGGAAGAGGUGAGCUGUCAGCUAGACAGAUGCAUCUGGCCAGAUUUCUGCGUAUGCUUCUUCGACUUGCAGAUGAGUUUGGUGUGGCAGUUGUGAUCACUAACCAAGUGGUAGCACAAGUAGAUGGAGCGGCCAUGUUUGCUGCAGAUCCCAAAAAACCUAUUGGAGGAAAUAUCAUAGCACAUGCUUCCACUACAAGACUGUACCUGCGAAAGGGCCGAGGUGAAACAAGAAUAUGUAAAAUUUAUGACUCUCCUUGCCUUCCUGAGGCUGAAGCAAUGUUUGCUAUUAAUGCUGAUGGAGUGGGAGAUGCUAAAGACUGAAGACUCCCUUUGACUUCCCUUGUAAUCCCAGACUAGGUGUCCGUAAAUGGCUCCUUUCUUCGCGGCGCCU
This is a messenger RNA of Gavia stellata (red-throated loon), 1096 nucleotides long. RefSeq names its product RAD51 recombinase (gene RAD51). Gene Ontology annotation, molecular function: ATP-dependent DNA damage sensor activity; double-stranded DNA binding; single-stranded DNA binding. Gene Ontology annotation, biological process: mitotic recombination-dependent replication fork processing; DNA strand invasion; DNA recombinase assembly. The coding region runs from base 7 to 1026 and encodes 339 amino acids. The transcript is spliced from 9 exons. NCBI's taxonomy places the organism in Eukaryota, Metazoa, Chordata, Aves, Gaviiformes, Gaviidae. The record is from RefSeq and is a predicted model, not a curated record. Gene Ontology annotation, cellular component: condensed nuclear chromosome.